UUCACUUCUUUGGUUCUUUCCCAUGACCCAGUCUCCAUUAGCAGACGGUCGAGCUCGAGCACCAGUGACACCAGUCACACCAGCACUGUAAAACUAACUAGCAACAUACGACGACUAGAAGGUACUUCAGAUUAUAUAGGGUUUCAAUUGAAACAUGGCGUCUGCAUCUGCUGCUUCUUCUUCUUCCAGUAAGCAGCAAGUUGUUCUAUGGGGUCCGAAUUAUGUGAAAGUAUAUACAACCACCACCACCACCACCACCGACAACAAUACAGAGGCAUCUACUGCGGGAUUACAGUCCGAUAUGGAAGUUGAUAGACCUGCUUAUGUAUUAGAAGAAGAAGAACGACCUCCUUAUGUUAUUGUUGUCCAUGGACCUCCCAAGGUUGGGAAGUCCACGUUGAUUAGAUCGUUAGUAGGGUAUUAUUCCAAGGACAAUCGUUACUCGGUACACGAGAAAGGUCCCAUUAAGAUCAUAUCAGGUAAAAAAAGAAGAAUACAGUUUGUGGAGUGUCCAAAUAGUGUUAGUGGUAUGCUUGAUGCUGCUAAGUACGCUGACGCUGUCAUGUUGCUCAUUGAUACAUAUACUAGCUUUGAGAUGGAGACAUUUGAAUUUGUGAACAUUUUACGAGUUCAUGGCAUGCCGAUGGUCAUGGGAGUGCUGACAUCUCUUGAUUUGUGCACAAACGUUGAUAGACUAUCAAGAACUAAAGAAUAUCUCAAAAAUUAUUUCACAACUGAAAUACAUGAAGGAGCAAGAAUAUUCUGUUUAUCUGGACUCAUAGAUGGGCUGUGCAAGGAGCAUGAAAUACUUCAUCUGGUAAAUUUCUUAUCGUCUAUGGAAUUCUAUCCUUUGUCACGGAGAGACGCACAACCUUAUGUGCUGGUAGAUCAUUUUGAAGAUGUUACUCCUCCAGAAAAUAUGGACAAGGAUAACAAAUGCAAAAGAAACAUUGUUUUGUAUGGUUACCUCCGAGGUUGUGAUAUCAAGAAUGGAGUUCAGGUGCACAUUGCUGGUGUUGGUGAUCGCCCUCUAUUUAGUGUAACAAGCUUAGCUGAUCCUUGCCCUUUACUGGCUAGUCCCAAAAGGAAGAGAUCUCGGAAAGAUAAAGAGCAUGAUGCGAGUGAGGGUUUCAAGCCAGGGACUUAUCUAAGGUUGGAGGUCCAAGACGUUCCUUUCGAGAUGAUUCAAAAUUACAAUCCUUGUCAUCUUAUUCUCAUUGGAGGCAUCAGUCCUGGAGAGGAGACUCUUGGCUAUAUUAAGGCAACACUUACGCGACAUAGUUGGCACAAGAAAUUACUGAGGACAAGAAACCCUAUCAUUGUUUCAGUUGGUUGGAGGCGGUACCAGACUAUCCCUGUGUAUGCUGUGGAGGAUCGCGAUGAACGGCUUCAAAUGCUCCAUUACACCCCAGUAGGCACGCAGUGUCUUGCAAAGUUUUGGGGCCCUCAUGCAUCCCCCAAUACUGGAAUUGUAAUUGUACAGAGUCUGCCAGACAAAAAGGCAGUGUUUCGGAUUUUAGCAACCGCUGUUGUAAUUGAUUUUAACAAGGCUUCUAAGGACACUGCGAAGAUAUUUUGGGAACAUGAGCGUGUUCGGUCUGAAGUUCAGGCUCCUCACAUCUUCAACCCACUAGCGUCAACCUCGAAGCCAAUUGAAGAGGAGAAUGUGGAGGUGACUGAAGAAGAAGAAGAAGAAGAAGAAGAAGAAGAAGAGACUUCUGAAAGUCAACAUGAAGACGAAGAGGAGGCUUCUGAAAGUAAACAUGAAGAGGAUGGGUCUGAAAGUGAAUAUGAGAGUUCGGGGAGUGAAGGGGAAGACGAGGCUGCUGAAACCGAGGAGGAGGCUUCUGAAAGUGAAGAUGAAGAUUAUUCUCAUUUGGGGAGACGACAUAAGCUGAAUGGCUUACGUACCGUGAGAUUCUUUGAGGGAGAGCCCGAUUUCAAUGACCGAGUUGUUGCUAAGAGUUUAUUGUGUUUUGAUAAUCAAGAUGAGCAGCUGGAGUUUGCAAAACAUCCGCUACUGGUGAUUUUGAAAGAAGAACAGAUGUUAGAAAUACAUGAGAGAGAGGAGAGGAUGAAGAAUUGCUUAAAAGAUUUUCUCAAACAACGACAACGUGUGCUUUCCAAGGAAGAAAAGAUGUUGGCAAUACAUGAAAAGGGGGAGAGGAAAGAGAAAUUCAGACAAGAGAUGAUGCAAAGGGGUUCUAAAGUUCGAUUUGAUAGAGUUGGAGUAUAAUCUGUCAAGAAUAUGGAUAGUGUUGAGUUUUUUUUUUUUGCUAGAGAUCUGUUGUAGAUACAUCUUUGGCAACUGAACUAGGGGGCAUUGGGCAUAUAUCUUAUAAUCAGUAUAAAAUGUUGUUAAUCUCUGAAGUGUGCUGCAUGAAUGCAUAAUGCUGAGUUUGAAUGGAUACAACAGGUUUUUCCAGGCAAGUCUGCAAGGUGAAUAUCCAUGAAAGUUGGGUUUAACCUAAGCUGGAAACCAGCUUGUUUGGUUGAAUGAAGCUAUGAAUCUUAAUAGAACUGGCAGUAUAGUGAUCCGAGUUCGACCUCGAUCCCCAGCAGUGGUGUAGUUUUUCAUGAUUGUCAUCUUUCUUAUUUUAUUUUUGAUGGGAAAAGGAAUUUUAUUAAUUAACAAAUGUAGUACAUAAGAUUUAUAAUUUCGUUUUUGUCAAAGAUAUUAGAUAUAACGCUAGUUUUCUGUA
Papaver somniferum (opium poppy) is the source of this 2702-nucleotide messenger RNA. Its product is annotated as ribosome biogenesis protein bms1-like. The transcript has 10 exons. Gene Ontology annotation, molecular function: U3 snoRNA binding; ATP hydrolysis activity; GTP binding. Bases 155 to 2236 code for a protein of 693 amino acids. NCBI's taxonomy places the organism in Eukaryota, Viridiplantae, Streptophyta, Magnoliopsida, Ranunculales, Papaveraceae. Gene Ontology annotation, cellular component: 90S preribosome; nucleus. The record is from RefSeq and is a predicted model, not a curated record. Gene Ontology annotation, biological process: maturation of SSU-rRNA from tricistronic rRNA transcript (SSU-rRNA, 5.8S rRNA, LSU-rRNA); endonucleolytic cleavage of tricistronic rRNA transcript (SSU-rRNA, 5.8S rRNA, LSU-rRNA); ribosome biogenesis.